Molecule: messenger RNA, 600 nt
Organism: Fusarium oxysporum Fo47
Lineage: Eukaryota; Fungi; Ascomycota; Sordariomycetes; Hypocreales; Nectriaceae
Exons: 2
Coding region: 1-600 (199 amino acids)
Cellular component (GO): cytoplasm
Molecular function (GO): hydrolase activity, acting on ester bonds
Source: RefSeq, a predicted model, not a curated record
AUGGGCCCUGAACAAGAUCGCAACUCUGUCGAAGUAAUUCGCAAGGUGCUCGACUAUGAUACACCAGAUCUUGUAGUUCUCAACGACGAUCUCAUUAAUGGUGACUCCACCUACGCCCAUAACAGCACACAUUAUAUUGACCAGAUUGUCGAACCUUUGGUUAAUCGCAGUCUCACUUGGGCGUCUAACUACGGCAACCAUGACCACAACUAUAACAUUGCCGGCGACGAUAUUCUAGACCGCGAGCAGAUGUGGCCUGGGUCGCGCACUCAAAAAAUGGUCAACGAAACAAUGUCCGGCACAACCAACUACUAUCUCGCUGUCUACCCGGCCAACUGUAGCGACACCACCGAUUGCAGCCCUCGACUUCUCCUGUGGUUCUUCGACAGCCGCGGCGGUAACUAUUAUCAAGCAUUCCGGGAACAGGUGGGAGUUCGCAAAAACUACCAGCCAGGUAUCAACGACGAUCCUCCGGUCCCGCAACAAGGUUACGGGUGGUGUGCGAAUGGAACUCCUAGCUAUGAUUGCUUGUACGGCGGCCAGGAUGUACAUUUCAUGGAGGCUUUAGUCACGAUACCAAGAAUCAUCGGUUUGUUUUAA